This is a messenger RNA of Fusarium venenatum, 432 nucleotides long. RefSeq names its product Isochorismatase-like protein. Lineage: Eukaryota; Fungi; Ascomycota; Sordariomycetes; Hypocreales; Nectriaceae. The record is from RefSeq and is a predicted model, not a curated record.
AUGCCACAGCCAGAGCUACACCCUGUCGACAGGGAACCUUUUACAAAAGUAGUCCGUGGCUUUCACAAGUUCGAAAAAGGUUCUCCGGGAGUGCAAAUUGAUUCUCGUUUUACUGUCGGUGAGGCAGAUAUUGUCCUUCCGAAAACGCGAUGGUACGCGGGUGCUGGCAACGCCUUGGAACAGAUCCUGAAAUCACGGAACAUUGACACCGUUAUCAUAUCUGGAUUGACCUUGUCAGGUGCUGUUAUGAGCACCAUUUACCACUUGGCGGGCCUCGACUACGAGAUCUAUGUUAUCUCAGACAAUGUGAUAGAAUUACCAGUGACCGACACGGAUCAGUUUUCUGACGUUUUGCUGGGUAGUCUGCUCGGAAAAAUGAAUGUGCAAGUCGUUACCCUUCAUGAGGCUCUUGAAGUAUUGGAGCGGUCUUAA